Molecule: messenger RNA, 672 nt
Organism: Plenodomus lingam JN3
Lineage: Eukaryota; Fungi; Ascomycota; Dothideomycetes; Pleosporales; Leptosphaeriaceae
Source: RefSeq, a predicted model, not a curated record
AUGAUCCGCCGGAUAGCGAGAGCCAGCUUCGAGCUGUUUCUGCUCAACCCGCUGUUGCAUACUCUGUUAUGGGCUGUGCUACUCGUGGUUGCCCUUCCGCUCACCAUCUUUGGCAUCUUCACAACCAUUUCUUCCAUUCUUAUUGUCCUUGUUCGCGGCGUUGUUGUCUACUGGAGUCUACCAUUCGCACUCAUCUCUGCCUGGACAUCCGCACCGACCGUAGAUACGACCCGCCGAGUCAGACCAACACCUUCAACUCGCUUUACCACUCAGGCAACAGACAUGUAUGCACCAAGUGACGUCAUAAAACUGACCGAAACAGUCGAGUUGGGCGAUGAUGAGACUGAAGAAGAAGCUUUGUCGUUGGAUCUAAAUGCAAGACUCAAUGUUCCGAUAAACAGCUCACGGCAGCACGACGGCAAACUGUCAGCAGAGCUCACACCGCGCGAACGAUGGGUGUUCGACCUCGAAGAUCUACACCGAAGCCCUUCACCGAGCAGAGCGCGUACUCCAUAUAUGGCCGAGGAACAGGUCGACUACUUCCCUCCGCAGGGCUCGAUUAGCCCCGUGGUACCCAGGAGUCACGGUUCCAACUUUGUGACAUACCACAUGAGGCGGAAGAGCGGUAGUGGUAACAGCGCUCAAGUCGCGGUCAAAGAAGUCUCAAUGUAA